CCCGCUCGGAGACUCCUCACACAUUUCCACACGCGCCCAAAACCCACUCUGUGAGGGUUGUUCCGAGGAAGGAAAGUCCUUUCAUUUCCACUCUCCGACGGCCCAAAAAUGGUGGGCCGAACAACCCGAGGCCCCAAACCCGCCGCCGACGGCGACGAAGAAACCGGAAGCGGAGACAACGCAGCCGCAGAGGUUUCGGACUACGAGCAAAUCAGAGACCAACGGAUCAAAGAGAACAAGGAGCGAAUGCAGAAGCUGGGCAUUUUCGACCUUUCACUCCAGCUCAAGUCCAAACCCUCCGCCGCUUCAAAACGCGGCCGUCCUUUGAAAGACCCUUCCGAUCAGACCAAAACCUCUCUCUCCCCGGCAAGGCGCUCCUCUAGGUUGAAGACUCUGGCUCCGGUGAGUUAUGUGGAGAUGAGGCCCAAAGGGAAGAGGGAGUCUUCAUGGAAUGGUGAGAUUAACAUAAAGGAGGGUAAAAGGCCGGAGAUUUAUAGUGAUGAGCAUGAAAAGCUGUUGGGGGAUUGUAAGGAGACUUGGGAACUCUCGGUUGAUGGGUAUGGAGAAGACGGGAAGCGCAUAUAUGAUCCGGUUAAGGGUGAAACUUGCCACCAAUGCAGGCAGAAAACUCUAGGUCAGCAUACACAUUGCUGCAAAUGUGACUUGGUCCAAGGGCAGUUUUGCGGAGAUUGCUUAUACAUGAGAUAUGGAGAGAAUGUGAUCGAAGCCAACAAAAAUCCUGAUUGGGUUUGCCCUGUUUGUCGGGGCAUUUGCAACUGCAGUCUUUGCCGUAAAGAAAAAGGGUGGGAGCCCACUGGUAAUCUGUAUAGGAAGGUCAUAAAUCUGGGUUACAAGUCUGUGGCACAUUAUCUUAUUCAAACCCGUCGUUCCCAACCAAAAUCAGAAACCUCAGGUGCAGAGGAAUCAAUGCAUGAUGAUAUGAAACAAGAAACAGAAGAGGCACACUUAACAGGGGGAGAAGAAAUGGAAGAGGUUCAGUGUGUUGAUGCCAAAGAUUUGGGUAACAUAGAUGAUACUGGUGCUGCCGUUGCUGGGGAUUCAGUUGAAGGUGAGACAAAGGGAAAGCCGAGAAGGAGGAGCACAAGGUUGAGGAAGAACUAAAUAGUUCUGGAUCAUAGAUGGACUGACAUGAAGCCUGUCUUGUUACGAAAUAGUCAUCAAUCAACUAGCUGGUGAAAGUUUGACAUGAAGCAAAUCGUCUGGCCUCAAACACCUUUUGAGCACAAGUAUUCCUUUUUGUCAGCAGGAACAGUGCAGCUAUAGUUUUCCGGAGCUUAUAUUUUUGCGGAGUAAAUGUUACCCUGAAUUGUAUCGUAUUCAUGGCAAUAUGACAUUAUCAGUAAUAUCUAGUCUUUUGAGUUGCAAAUGAAAAGAAUAGGUAUUUCUAUAUUUCUGUUGCCUGAUUUUCUUCACUCAGCUCCCAUUCAUAGAACCCGCACAGAAGAAUCAUGUGAUGCUCGAGCCACAAUUGUGAUUCAUCUGUUAUUGUGCACAUUACAGGCACCCACUCAAUCAACCAUCUCAACCUGUUAAAAAGUUUAAAUAGAAUAUAGUCACAGCAGACACUAUUAAUAAUGCUUUCCUUUGAUCACAGGCUUCUCUCUUAUAUUUCCUCAACUUGGGGUUCUUUCUACCCAAUUUAGACCCAGAUGCCCCAAAAUUGUUAUUUACAGAAUUGGUACCCUUUUGUGAAUCUUGUAUAGCUUGCUUCAAGAUCUCUACUACCUAAUUCAUUGUUGGCUGGCCUUUCGAAUUCUUGCUCAGGCAGCUAUCUGCCAACUUGGCGAUUUUCCGAGCUACAUUAAUACAAUACUGGUCUCUCAGGAGUGGAUCUAUUAUCAUGCUGAACUUUUUACUGUCUGCAGGGUACUGUCUAACCCAAUAAAGAAGCUUCUGCUCCGCUGUUGGCUGGUGUCUUUCUAACACACGCCUCCCAGUGAGGAUCUCAUACAGGACCACACCAAAACUCCAUAAGUCACUAUGGAUGGAAAGAUGGCCUGUUUCAACAUACUCUGGGGCAGCAUAUCCAUAAGUCCCUACCAACUGAUAACAAAAGCAAAUACAAUUUGAACCAGGGAAUUUGUUAAAUAGAAGCAAAGAACCAGAAAGGCGAAUGAUAACUAAUACCAAUUGUCCUCUCAAUAUUGCAAUUCAAACAAGAUUCUGCCAACCUCCAAAUGAAGUUGACAUCGAGUCCUUAAAGAACUUGGGCUAGUAACAAGAUUCCCGCCCACAUCUAUUACCUAUUUACUGCUGUCGAUACAUGAGUACGGUCACCCUUUGGCCCUUCUCUAGCAAGCCCAAAGUCUGAGAGCUUCGGCUUAAAGUCUUCAUCCAAAAGCACGUUGGAAGAUUUGAAAUCUCGAUAGAUCACCUAUUCAAACAAUGCAACAAAAAAGGUUCAACA
Molecule: messenger RNA, 2428 nt
Organism: Rosa rugosa (rugosa rose)
Lineage: Eukaryota; Viridiplantae; Streptophyta; Magnoliopsida; Rosales; Rosaceae
Exons: 5
Coding region: 109-1122 (337 amino acids)
Biological process (GO): regulation of DNA-templated transcription
Cellular component (GO): nucleus
Source: RefSeq, a predicted model, not a curated record